AUGGCAGACACGGACAAGGGACUCCCCGUCAGCUGCGAAUGCGGAUACAUCAAGUUCCAGACGCCAUCGUCGAAGCCGCUCGGAAUGGCAUGCUGCCAUUGCACGUCUUGUCGAAAACAGUCAGCCUCAUUCUUUGGUACCUCGGUUUACUUUCCUGCCAGCGAGAUGUUUCCUCUACCGGCCGAUCUCGAGUCGAAGCUCUCCGUCUUCACCCAUCCAGCCGACAGCGGCAACACGAUGCACUGCUACUUCUGCCCCAAGUGCGGAGUUCGCAUUCUCCAUGCUGGCGUGCUCCCCGAUGGCAGCAUGCGCCCUGCCGUCUCUAUCAAGGGCGGAGUUAUCGAUUCUGGGCUGGAUUGGAAGGAGAUGAAGCCCAGGCACAUCUACACUCGAUCCGCGGUCAUGGACUUGCCUGAGCAGUGGGAGUGCUACGAGACCACUGCGCCAGCACAGUAUGGCCCACCGCCGGGAGAUAAUGGCAAGGACAAGAAGAAGGAAGAAUGA
Molecule: messenger RNA, 504 nt
Organism: Neurospora tetraspora
Lineage: Eukaryota; Fungi; Ascomycota; Sordariomycetes; Sordariales; Sordariaceae
Product: Mss4-like protein
Exons: 1
Coding region: 1-504 (167 amino acids)
Molecular function (GO): carbon-sulfur lyase activity
Source: RefSeq, a predicted model, not a curated record